Colletotrichum spaethianum is the source of this 894-nucleotide messenger RNA. RefSeq names its product 1H-3-hydroxy-4-oxoquinaldine 2,4-dioxygenase. NCBI's taxonomy places the organism in Eukaryota, Fungi, Ascomycota, Sordariomycetes, Glomerellales, Glomerellaceae. The record is from RefSeq and is a predicted model, not a curated record. The transcript has 3 exons. Gene Ontology annotation, molecular function: catalytic activity. The coding region runs from base 1 to 894 and encodes 297 amino acids.
AUGGCAGCCACAACCACCAUUCAAGUCCCCCACCUCGGCGGCAUCGCAGCCGGCUACCGCCUGUCCGGGGAUAAGAUUGACUCCGCCAAGCCGACUGUUGUGCUCAUUAACUCCAUGUGCACUACCGUCUCCCUCUAUAACGACCAGUUUGAUAGCAAGACGUUGACGGGUGCCGUCAAUCUGCUGGCCAUUGAGCCUCUCGGCCACGGCGCUACUAGCUGCUCGGUCGAACACUUCACUUACUGGGACACUGCUAUUAUGGCAUUGCAGGUGAUGGAUAAGCUUGGCGUCCAAAAGGCUUUCGCUCUUGGCACGAGUCAAGGCGGGUGGAUGGUCACCCGCAUGGCCCUCCUGGCCCCGGAAAGGAUCCUGGGUCUUCUGCCCUUGGGCACUUCUAUGGACUACGAGUCAGCCGACUCGCGGGCGAAGGGCUGCUGGGACCCCAAGGCCCAGCUUCUGGCCUUUUACGACUCCUGGUCGAGCCCCGUCCCGACGCCUGACUUCAUCGUUGACGACAUUUGGUGCGGCAUGGUUGGCAGCUUGGGCUUCUCCGGCACUGUUCCGCCGGAGACCCUUGAGUUCUGGACAAAGACCCUCAAGUCUGUCUACAAGGGCGACGAAGGUCGCAAGAAGCUCAAGAUUGCUCUCGGCAACCUGAUGUCGCGCGAUGGCCUUUUGCUCAGGAUCAGAGACAUCAAGUGCCCUGUCUACUGGCUCCAGGGAACUGCGGACCCUGUUUUUGGUGUCAACAUCCCCACGGAGCAGAUCAAGCUCUUCACUUCCUCGCCCGAAGCGACUUUGACUAUGGUUGAGGGAGGUGGUCAUUACCUGAACGCUACCAGCCCGAAAGAGGUUGAGGAGGCUCUCCUCAAAAUGGUACAAAAGUAUGCCUAA